Molecule: messenger RNA, 2108 nt
Organism: Gigantopelta aegis
Lineage: Eukaryota; Metazoa; Mollusca; Gastropoda; Neomphalida; Peltospiridae
Product: methylsterol monooxygenase 1-like
Exons: 8
Coding region: 112-993 (293 amino acids)
Biological process (GO): sterol biosynthetic process
Molecular function (GO): C-4 methylsterol oxidase activity; iron ion binding
Source: RefSeq, a predicted model, not a curated record
UCAAACAGAUAUCGGCUGAGAGUAGCGAGAUUUUUGUUGUAUUGUUGCAUGUUACUGUUAGAUAUAUUUAGUUUUUUGUGAAAAAAGGUCCAGGUAAUUUUGUAUCCCAAUAUGAUGAACGCAACAAGUAUUCCUGAAAUUAUUGCUCCGUUGUAUUUGGCAAAUGAAUAUUUGCCAGAAAAUCCGCUGAAAGCGCCGUUCCGAGAUGCGUGGAAUUCUAUGAACGAAAACUACACAAAGUUUCAGAUUGCGACAUGGGGAUCUCUUAUUGUACACGAGUUUGUGUACUUCGCAGCAUGUUUGCCUGCAUUUCUCUUCCAAUUCAUGCCGUUCAUGAGAAGAUUUAAGAUACAGCCAGAUAGACCGGAAACCUUUGAUAAACAAUGGAAAUGUUUCAAGCUGCUCAUGUUCAGUCAUUUCUGUAUCCAGCUGCCCAUGAUAACUGGUACAUACUACUUCACAGAGUUUUUCAACAUCCCGUAUGAUUGGGACCACAUGCCAGCAUGGUGGGACAUUGGGUUGCGAGUGUUUGGCUGUGCGGUGAUAGAGGACACGUGGCACUACUUCCUGCACUGGGCGCUGCACGACAGGAGGAUUUACAAAUACAUCCACAAGCUUCACCACAACUUCCAGGCUCCAUUUGGAAUGACUGCAGAGUAUGCUCACCCACUUGAGACAAUUAUUCUUGGCUUGGGUUUCUUCAUCGGGAUCAUGACAUUCGCAAAUCAUAUCAUCUUGCUGUGGGCUUGGGUGACCAUCCGCCUCCUCGAAACCAUAGACGUGCAUAGCGGCUACGAUAUCCCUUAUCUGAACAUCUUUCAUCUCUUCCCAUUCUACGCAGGGUCUCGGUUCCACGACUUCCACCACUACAACUUCACUGGGAACUACGGUUCAACGUUCACGUGGUGGGACAAGCUGUUCAAGACAGACUCGCAGUUCUAUGAGUACCAGGCCAAGGUCCAGGCUGGCAAAGUCAGCAAAAAAGACACAUGAAAAAAACCCAACCCUGUCAUAGACUUCUUAUUUAUAUAUAUAUAUAUCAAGCAAAAUAUGUGUGAGUGCUCAUUCUGUUAGUCCUUUUUUUUCCCUUUAUUUUUUUUUCUUUCUUUGUAUUGUUGCCUUGAAUGCUUGCCUUAGAGGUUUUUCGUAAAAUUGUGAGUGUUUGUUUUUUAAGAAAUCCAAAAGAUUAAUUAUACCAAAAACUAGAUAUUUUAAACCCAUUUUUAUGUAUUUAGAAUGUCCAGUAAUUGUGUUAAACAAUAUUUUAAACUAAUGUUAAAAAAAAAAAAAAAUGUUUUUAGCAAUUUGGUUUGUUUUGUUUCAAAAUCUCUGCUCAAGGUCAAAUGUUUGUAAACAAAGUAUAGCAAUUUUUUUAUAAACAUGAUAAUUUUUUGAAUAUAAUUCCUAUUUUGGCAAUUAAAACAAUUAGUCAAUCGCUGCUUAACACUGCAAACUGAGUAGAUGUUAAUUAUUUAACCAUUUAUAAUAUACUGUGACAUGCUAUUCUUUAAUACCGUGAAGACACAAGUCUCUAAUUUAGAUGACAUAAUAAUGUAAACAACUAACCAUUAAGCGUCAACCUAUGUUUUCUCCACUGUUCACUGUAACAAAGUAUUACAGAAUAUUGUAGCAGUCUUGUUUGUCUUAUUAAGGCAUUUCACCAAAUAUAUUUUUAUUGAUUGUGAAAAAAACCCACACAAAUUGGUUGAGACUAGUUGUGUUUGUAUUUAGCAUUGGAAAAGAUAAAUUUAAUAUCAAAAUUGUGAGGUGAGAUUGUGGGUUUAAGUAAAAUUGAAAUUUUCAAACCAUUGCACGAAAUUGGAAAUGUCACUAUAAAAAAUAAAAAUAAAAAUUCUUAUGGCUGAAAAUUUUUUGUUCUCAAAAUUUUGAUUAGCAAUAUUUCUAGUUAAUUGAAAAUUGAAUAGCAACUACUGUUUAAUGUUUUAAAAUUGUGUAGUGAUCUCAAAUUGCUAUAAAUAACAUAAUAAUAGCAAACUAAUUAACUGUCAUUAAUAUUUUGUACUAAUGUGAAAUGAGUUGGAUUAGUUCAUUUGAAUUGUAUGGAUAUUUGCUCAAUCUUCACACAUCUGUCCGAUGUAAGAUUACUG